Sander lucioperca (pikeperch) is the source of this 608-nucleotide messenger RNA. It is a transcript of the gene kiss2, whose product is annotated as kisspeptin 2. Bases 131 to 478 code for a protein of 115 amino acids. Lineage: Eukaryota; Metazoa; Chordata; Actinopteri; Perciformes; Percidae. The record is from RefSeq and is a predicted model, not a curated record. The transcript has 2 exons.
UGGUGGAAAUAUAAAACAGGUCUGAUAGGAGUGAACGUGUUAGUACCUGGUGAGGGAGGUAAAAGGAAGAACUUUAAUCUGCACUGUUUGGACGAAGAGAGAGAGAGAGGAUUUGUGUCUUCUGUCCAACAUGAGACUCGUGGCUCUGGUUGUGGUGUGCGGGCUGAUUGUUGGAGGGAGUGUGGGAGCAGCUCCGCCAGGAUUCAACUCUGCACAGAGGACACAUGCAAUAGGAUCAGUCCUCUCUGCACUCAGGAGAAGAACGGCAGGAGACUUGUUGGCGGAGGACGCCAACCCGUGUUUCUCCCUGAGAGAGAAUGAAGACCAGCGGCAGCUCCUGUGCAACGACCGCAGGAGUAAAUUCAACUUCAACCCGUUCGGCCUCCGCUUCGGGAAACGCUACAAUGGCUACGUUUACAGGAGAGCCGUUAAAACAGCCAGGACAGAUAAAGUUUCACCUCUUUCUCUCUUCUCGUGAGAUUUGGAGGUGCCUACAUGAAACAGAUGUGUCUUCUACUGAGGACUUGUGUCCCAUUGGUCCAUUUGUGUUUAGAAAGGCCUUUUUCUUCAGAUAAAAAUGUUUCUGUGAAUAAAACUUUUGUACCUAC